Hylaeus anthracinus is the source of this 1139-nucleotide messenger RNA. It is a transcript of the gene sds22, whose product is annotated as protein phosphatase 1 regulatory subunit 7. NCBI's taxonomy places the organism in Eukaryota, Metazoa, Arthropoda, Insecta, Hymenoptera, Colletidae. The transcript has 4 exons. The record is from RefSeq and is a predicted model, not a curated record. Gene Ontology annotation, molecular function: protein binding. The annotation marks the transcript as partial.
UGGAAAUGUCGGAAAUGUAUAGCUGCAUCUAUUUUCCAAAUAAUUUUUGCUGUUUUAGAAAAUAAACACGAAGAUUCGAUUGACGUCGAGGAGAAAAACGAAAAUGAUGAAAACGAAGAUUUGAUCAUAGAUCCUGAUAGUGAAGAGCUAGAUUUCCAUCAUUCAAGAAUAACGAAAUUAGAAAACUUAGAACCAUUGAGGAAAAUACGUAAAUUAUGUUUUACAUGGAACUUGAUCAAGAAAAUUGAGAAUCUUGAUACCCUUACAACUUUGGUUGAAUUAGAAUUAAGGGAUAAUCAGAUUGUUACCAUAGAAAAUUUAAAUGCCCUUGUAAAUUUGGAAGUUUUAGAUAUAUCUUUUAAUCGUAUUAAAAAGAUAGAAGGAUUAGAAAAUUUAAUGAAUCUGCAAAAGUUGAUCCUGUCGUCGAAUAAAAUUCAGUGCAUUGAAAAUAUAUCGCAUCUGAAGAAUCUUACAACUCUCGAGUUAGGUGACAAUAAAAUACGAGAGAUCGUCAAUCUUGAAGGUCUUGAGAAUCUAACAUAUCUGUUCCUUGGUAAAAAUAAAAUUACAAAGAUUGAAAACUUAGGAUGUUUACAAAAUCUCCAGUUAUUAAGUUUACAAAGUAAUCGCAUUACAAAAAUAGAAAAUUUAGAAGAAUUACAGAAACUGGAUCAGUUGUAUCUAUCUGAAAAUGGGAUAAUGAGCAUAGAAGGGCUAACAAACUGUCCAAGACUAACUACACUGGAUUUGGCUAACAACAAAAUCAAAAAAAUUCAAAAUAUUGACCAUCUUGAGGAUUUAGAAGACUUUUGGAUAAAUAAUAACAUGAUUGAAGAUUGGGGAACUAUAGAAAAUUUAACAGCCAAUAAAAAAUUACAAACUGUUUACUUAGAACAUAAUCCUGUUGCCACAGAUCUAAAUUAUAGAACAAAAAUAAAAUUGUUGUUGCCAUGGCUUGUUCGAUUAGAUGCAACACUUUGCAGAUGAAUUAUACAAUACUCCAAAUUAGAUCAUCUUGUAAUGAUAAUUAUUUAAACCGUGUCUACUGACUUUGUCAUUUACCUCUUAGUAUUAUUUGAAAAGAUUAUUUUCAACAAAAAGGUAACAUCAGAGAAUAUACUUCAGCUUUAUUAACAAAA